CGUGGGGGUGUGGUUGGUACGCCCAGGUCGUGAAAUUGCUUGCGUGCCUUUCGGUUCUCUGGUUGACUUGUGUAGUUGUGUUCGUAUCACCAUUGGUAUCCCUCUCUACGAGACGGUUUGUUAAGAUAUGGCUACUCUUGCGGCAUCUCGGCAGCCACCUCCUCCCCUUGAAUUGGAUAAAGAUAUUAACCGAGUCCUUCAUCUGUUGGAAGUGCUACAAGAGAGAGAUGACGCAUCUCUCCCGAAGAAGCAGAUGGAACUCCUCUCUGACAUACUCAAGUCUGCUUUCUUCAACUCAGUCAAGGAUGUGUAUGAGCAUGUGUACAAGACGGUGGAUGUAUCGGGGAGUCCAGAAGUCAUGGCCAUCGCCACAGCAAAGGCAACUGUUGCAGCAUUCGCUGCCAGUGAAGGUCAGGGACAUCCCAGAAUUGUCGACAUUGAGAAGACUACGGAGGGGUUUGGCUUCAAUGUCAUGGGAGGAAUUGAGCAGAAGUGCCCAAUCUACAUAUCCAGGAUCAUUGCCGGCGGCUAUGCCGACAGACAUGGAGGACUAAGGAGGGGAGACCAGCUCCUCUCUGUCAAUGGAGAGUCACUGGAAGAGGCGUCCCAUGAGAGAGCCAUUGAUCUGCUGAAAGGAGCUUCUGGAAAGGUGAAGGUAGUAGUCAAGUACUCUCCCAAGGUCCUGGAGGAGAUGGAGCAGAGGUUUGAGCACUCCAAGUCCUUCCGACGUGGCCGCUCCUCCCGCAAGUAGAGAACAGUCAUCAUCUCCUGGCCUUACAAUACUAGCUACUCUCAGUUUUUAUUUCAUUGCGUGUUGCUUUGUAGUUAGGUGCAAUGAAUAAUAAUGUGCUCAUGAACAGGGCCUUCAUUUUUAUACAUUAUUGUGUGAUGCAUGCGCCAAAGUUCUCACUCCAUACAAGCUGUACAUAAUUAUUCUCAAUUUGCUUUGUACUUCAGUGCAAUUAAUAAAAAUUUUGUGUAUAAUUAUACUACGAUUGCCUUCAUGGGUUACACACCCAAAACUAGUAAUUUUAAAACUUAUUCGUACUACCUUUCAAUGGAAAAUAAUAUUGGGCAU
Messenger RNA from Geodia barretti, 1078 nucleotides. NCBI's taxonomy places the organism in Eukaryota, Metazoa, Porifera, Demospongiae, Tetractinellida, Geodiidae. The record is from the annotation of a GenBank genome assembly.